Molecule: messenger RNA, 6428 nt
Organism: Syngnathus acus (greater pipefish)
Lineage: Eukaryota; Metazoa; Chordata; Actinopteri; Syngnathiformes; Syngnathidae
Gene: lmtk2
Product: lemur tyrosine kinase 2
Exons: 14
Coding region: 386-4789 (1467 amino acids)
Biological process (GO): protein phosphorylation
Molecular function (GO): protein kinase activity; ATP binding
Source: RefSeq, a predicted model, not a curated record
GUGACGUUAUGCGAGAAGGAAUAUGGCGCUUCGGCGGGGAUGAGUUUCAUUCUAGUCCGGUUUGAUUUAUUCCGCCCAGUUAGUGUUUUCUUGAGUAACGCCAAGCGGCACUUACCAAAUAUGACUCGGCAACGAGCUUGUUAGCACCUUUUGUCCGAAUGGACACCGGUAACGGGCGUUUUGUAGCCGCGUUUGUGCUUGCUAGCUAGGACUGUUCCAAUUGGCAUGCUAGCCGAAGCUAAGUGGCUAAAGAGCGACAGAAUGCUUGUGUGGGCCACCGCCAUCAACGUUCCAUCGUUAACUAAUGACUGAAAAACGACUUCUCCGUUGCUGACGACGACAAUUGCGACCAUCGAGCAGCUUGUUUUGGAGCUAAGCGUGGAGGAUGAGGAGCUGUCAUGGAUAUGUUUUGCUGCUGCUCUACGCGAUCUUGCUGUGGGCAUGCUGGUCGGUUCAAGGUGCUCCUCUUCAGUCCCACCACAGCGCAGAUGAGGUCCCGGGCCACCCAUCCUAUGUGUCUGUCUCCUUGGCGCUGGCGGCCCUGGUGGCCCUACUGGUGCUGCUGGGGAACUGUGUGACCUGCUGCAAGGAAAGGGAGAUCGACUUCAAGGAAUUUGAAGACCACUUUGACCACGAGAUUGACUUCACACCGCCGGCCGAGGACACGCCGUCUAUGCGCUCGUCGGCCGAGGUGUAUACGUUGGCCGUCUCCCCCGUGGCCUUGCCUGGACCCUUGCAUCUCCAACCGCCUGCACCGAGCGCAGAGGGCUCGGCAGGCUCGCAGAUCGCCCGCCAUAGUCUGAGUUACAUUCAGGAGAUCGGCAACGGAUGGUUUGGCCAGGCGAUCCUGAGCGAAAUCUUCACUGACGCCGGCGGCACCAGAGUCAUUGUCAAGGAGUUGAAAGCCAACGCAAAUGCCAACGAGCAGAAUGACUUCCUGCAGCAGGGCGACCCUUACAGAGUCUUGCAGCACCCAAACAUCCUUCAGUGCCUUGGCCAGUGUGUGGAAGCCAUUCCUUUCCUGCUUGUUUUCGAGUACUGUCAAAUGGGGGACUUGCGAGGCUACCUGUCUCAGCGGGACUGGACGUUCAGAAGCGCAGAGAUGCUGCAGCUGCAAAGGAUGGCCUGCGAAAUCGCUGCCGGCCUCACUCACCUUCACAAAUACAACUUUGUGCACAGUGACUUAGCUCUGAGGAACUGCUACCUGACAGCGGAUCUUACGGUCAAAGUCGGAGACUACGGAAUCGGGCCCUAUGCAUAUAAAGAGGAUUACAUCAUCACAGAGGACGAUGUAUUCGCGCCCCUUCGCUGGUUGGCUCCCGAAUUGGUCGGCGAGCGCCAUGGGGGUGUGAUCACUCUGGAGCAUACCAAAUCCGGCAAUGUUUGGUCCUUGGGGGUGACUCUGUGGGAGCUUUUUGAGAAUGCCGCUCAACCGUAUCCUCAUCUGUCUGACCGGGAGGUUCUCAAUCACGUGAUCAAGGAGCAACAAGUCAAACUCUUCAAGCCGCAACUGGAGCUUCCUUAUUCGGACAGAUGGUACGAGGUUUUGCAGUUCUGCUGGCUCUCCCCCGACAAGCGCGCCACAGCCGAGGAAGUCCACCGUUUGCUCAUCUACCUGCGCAUGCAAGGCCAAAGAGACAUCGAAGAAGACUUUGAGCAGCGCUGGGACGCUCUCAAGCCGAGUGUCUCGAUGCGACAGACGACCAUCGGCCCCUCCUCCUUCCCCAUCCUGGAGCAAUUUGCCGACGAUGGCCUGCAGCAGGACAUGGAUGAGGUGCUGACCGUCACCGAAACCAGCAAAGGUCUGAGUUUCGAAUACGUUUGGGAGGCGGCCAAGCAGGACCACUAUGACGGGGGCCACGCGCACCGGAGCUCGGAUGCGACGGUCAACUACCACAGCAUGUUCUUUCCCGUUUCCACGGAAGACAUCCAGGCUCACUUCCCGAAUCCCGUCGCCAGAUCGGCAACCGCCGGUGGUGGGAAUGCUCCGUCCGGAAUGCCUGGAAUGUUGCCUGUGUUCCACGCCCAGAAGCCAGCUAAUGGGGCAGCUGGCUGUUACGUACAACUUGAGGGACAAGACGGCGCUCAAAGAACAGGCUUGGAUUCCGGCCGGCAAGACUUUGUGGUUCUUCAAGAUGUUCGCUUGGAUGAAUCGAGCACGGAGGGCGACUUCUUCCAUCACAGUAUCGACUCCAAGGAUUCGUAUUUACCAGACAGUCACAUCUGGUCAUCUCUGGAAAAUGACAGUCCAUGCCACACCAACAUUUUCACAGAGGGAGAGUCCACGCAGGAGGACUCUGUAUCUUGGAGACGUGAUUUUAUGGAGCUUCCCGAUCGCAGCGGAAACCCUUUUUGUGCAAAUACUCCUUUGCAUGGACAAGAGGGGAAUGCACGGGAUUCUUUUUUGGACGAUUGUUCCGAAGCCGCUCGCCAGACUCUGGAGGAAGCCAACGCUGAGAGAAUGAGGCUGGUCAACAGUGACAAACUAGCAGAGAACUUCAGAUUUCUUAAAGAGCAGAACCUUUUGAAAGAAGACACAAUGUUUCGACACAAUCCACAGCAAAAUCUUCUCACACCUGGCGUUGUCCAUGAACCUGAAGAAAACUUCAAAAUGGCUUCCUGGGACAACCUGGACCCUUCCGGCAUCUUAAAGACAACAGAUUUUGAUUCAAGACUCGUAUGGAGUAGCGCAUCCCCAAGUCAGGAACUUUUUGACUCGUCGCACACCAACUUCGGGGAACAUAAUCCUUUUCGGCGACAAAAUGAAACACUGGUGCCUUCCAUUGCUGUUUUCUCCGAAGACGAAAUAAGCAACCGGCUGCCAGACAGCAACCGUUCUUCUACUGAGGACCUCACUCUGCUCCAACCGUCAGACGGAGGCCAAGACUCUGAUUUCCAUUCUACCUCGGACAGGUUGGACAUCCUCCUGAGUCAGAGUGACGAUCAGAUUCCCGUCUUCUCUCAAAGUGCCACAACAGAGGUGUCCUGCACCGCUGCCAAUCUCUCCAGCCUUGAGCUUGACAUCAAAAUCUCAAAGAGCAGUGCUCAAGAAGUCGUAGAAAGGCAAAUUUCCGAGAAAGCGCCUAUCGGACCCUCGGCUUCCGACAGCGGACACGUUGACGAUCUGACGAGUGCCGAUCUGUUGAGUGAACUCAAUGACGAUGCAGAUUUGGAAAUGGAAACAAAUCUGUUCGACCACGACGAAUUCGUUCUGGAUGCCAACGGCCAACCUCUUGAGAGAUCCUCUCUAUUGGUCUCCGGGCCUUCGUUGGAUCAGCUCAGCCAGGACAGCUUGUUGGAGGACAGCACGUCCACCACUCUCCCCACCGCAGAGCACUCGGCCGAAACGCCCGACUCUUUGGACUCGCUGGAUAUUCACCGGCUCGGAGACCAGCACAAGUUGCAGCCGCCGUACAAGAUAGCUGACAGUGGCUAUGAGACGGAGAACCUGGAGUCUCCCGAGUGGAACUCUCAGCCCAAUGACAAAGACCUCUCGCCUGGGUGCGAAGCUCAAAAGGAAAACCAUCCCGAAGAAUCGAGAGCUCCAACCAAUCUGGUUCCUCCGGAAAUUGUCAUCUCUGAACCUGAGGCCUCGCCAGACCCUCUUGCCGGGGAUUGCCUUGACAUCGUUCCUCUCGAAGAAGCGCCAAUCUGCGGUAAUUACAGAGACUCCGCCUACUUCUCAGACAAUGAAUCCGAGCCGGAGAAGAAAUCUGAAGAAACAAAAGUGGAAGGUACUUUUGAAGUCACGUCAUUGCAGAACUCGACAGACCUUCCAGUCCCAGUACGGGAAAGUACUGUGGAGACUUUAAUACCAGAGAAAGAAGGUGCCGCUGCCCCAGAAGCUCAAGGCGAUGUCAGAAGAGAACCAGAUCGAGCUCCAGAGAUGCAUUUAGGCUCAAAAAGGAAAGAAACAGAACCUCAAUCCUGGCCCAAUCACGACGGAGACAGAGCGGACUUUUUCAGCGACCUUCCCGAGUCUCUCGAGCCGAAGCACUCCUCCCUCAUGAGUCCGCUCCCUUCAGGGGAGGACACCAUUCAUGCUAAGCUGACUAGGACCUACGCUGGAGAGGCCCACAAGAUGAAAGAGCCCGAAGUGGAGGGCCGCUACCUGGCCCGACUGGACGGCCCGGAGGACGACAUGGACGCUGACGAGGAGAACGAAAACAGCGACGACUCAGACGAGGACGUUCACGCCUACCAGCUGCGCAGCUCCAGCUCGGACAGCGAGGACGAAGGCACACGCGUGGCGCCGCUCAUCAUCUCGGAUGACAGUGGCGCCAAGAACCUGAGGAGCUUGUUGAAGCCGGCGACCUUCAACACCGGCGCUCCGUCGACGACCACCAGGAGAGCCGUGUCCUUCUUUGACGAUGUCACCGUCUACCUCUUUGACCAGGACACCCCAACCAAGGAGCUGGGCGAUCACUCAGCGGGCUCCAAUUUGCACUCGCCGCAGUUUAGUGACCCGGCGCCAAGCACCGGCUACCUGAACCGCUUCACCAACUCUGAGAGCUCCACGGACGAAGAAGGUGGCGGCUUCGAGUGGGACGACGACUUCCCGGCGGCGCCCGCCUUCCCCUCCAAGACACACAAAGACGCGGCGCCGGCAAAGAGCUUGGCGGUAGCGGCAACCCGCAUCUCAUCCCCGGCCGUUGCCAGCUGGGGAAACUCCUCCAACUACUCGCGCUUCUCCAUCUCGCCGGCCAGCAUCGCCAGCUUCUCCCUGACGCACCUCACCGAUUCUGACAUCGAACAAGGAGGAAGCAGUGAGGAUGGCGAAAAAGACUAGCCUUCGAGUUCAAGGCACUCCACUAGUUGUCAUCACACUAACAACCACUUGCACUUUUUUUGCGGGGCCUGGAGAACGCAGCGGAGGGGUCAAGACAAGAACCCACCCGGUCGAUGAGCAAGCCCUCCACGGAUGUGCAAAUCCGCUUGGGGGGGGGGGGACGAACGGGCCGAAGCAGGGACGUCAUGGCAGGUGCUCCUAAUGAGCGUCUGGUGGCUUCCUGCUUUCUUUCACAACUCCACUGCCCCCCCGCCACCCCUUCCAAAAACUGUACAAGAAUAAAAUUGGGGGGAUAAAAUGUGGCACAAGAGCCAAAUAGGAAUCUUCUCUUGGAAUCCACCUGUACCUGGUUCUUUCAAGUGUUGUUCUUCCAUGGUCACUGCCAUCGGUCAUUCUCCAUUUGUGAUCUUGCUUUUGGUGCUUUUGCAUUCAUGUUCACAAGUCACCACAUCCCUUUGCAGGAGAAUAUGUGUAUGUUUCAAGGCCACAUAGAAGCAACCAGUGUUAGGGUUAAGGUGGAUAUCGAGAACACGGAUGAAGGCUCAAGCGGCUUUAAAGAAAAGGAUGCACUUUGUCCUCACUAGCAAGACAGCUUUGGCACAGCAGUAGGAUGCUCCGAGCCGGGCCAAACUGCACAAUGUAUUUGCUAUCCUUCACCUCAAGCGCGCCUACACGCUACGGUGCACUCGUAGGACCAUUUGAGCCGUCGCUUAACACUAAGUAUAUAUUUUUUUUAGAUAAUACCCUUUGCAAUUGCUGACGUCGACUCACUUGUGACAAACACUAAAGUUUUGUAAUUGAGGAAAAUAAAGAAGACCGCUCACGUCGGUUCGCAGCGCUACCAAAUUUGAUUUUUAAACGAGCCAAUGCAGAUGUUUGUAAAAAAAAAAAAAAAAAAUAGAAAAGGAAAAAAUAAUGCGAACAAAAAACAACGUGCAAUGACUUUCUACUGACUGGUGUGAAAUGGGUGAGCUCAAUUGAGGGGGAAGGAGCAGAACCGCAAUCGACACGACACUCGGCUCUUCCUUGCCUUUAUUUUUCGGACAUUUGAUUUCCUUUUUAUUGUGAUUCCAUAGAGAUUAUUUUAUUACUGCUUUGCCUUGAUUUGUCUCUUAGUUGUUAUUCCUUUUGUUGUUUUGUUUGAUUUUGUCUUUCGCCAUUCAAAUUUGUGUUUAUUAUUUAUGGUCGUACCCAAAGAACCUCAGAUGGGAGUUUUGCGUAGCUGACACCACUCCCCUCGUCCGCAUCCCCUGACCUUUUUAUUUUUAAAGUUGCGGUUCGUGCACCUCCUCAUCCAAACUUGAAGGUUUAUUUAAGGACUUUGAGUGGACAAGCGUUGUCGACGACGUUUGCUUCAACUUGCACAUUUGACACAAAAUGUAACUGACAAAAAAACAAAAAAAAAACUGUACUGAUGUAUAUAAAUGUUGAUCAUUGCGGGGACGAGGUUUGGUUGUGUGAACAUAUCUUAGUCGCAGUCCAAGCCAAUCAAGAUGAUGGAGAUGGAAUCAUGCUUUUGUUUAGACGUGUCCAUUUUAAAAGUGGUGAUAUUUUUACCUCACAUUGAUCAUGUGUUAAUGUCAUUGAAUGAGAUGUUUGUAAUUACACUGUUUAAUAUGAAAAUAAAUGCAAAUGAACU